This is a messenger RNA of Urocitellus parryii (Arctic ground squirrel), 1239 nucleotides long. It is a transcript of the gene Allc, whose product is annotated as allantoicase. Gene Ontology annotation, biological process: allantoin catabolic process. Lineage: Eukaryota; Metazoa; Chordata; Mammalia; Rodentia; Sciuridae. The record is from RefSeq and is a predicted model, not a curated record. Gene Ontology annotation, molecular function: allantoicase activity.
AUGGCUGAUGCUUCGAAGGAGGGGAAACUGACCCGAUUCCUGGACUUUGCCCAGCUGGUCGACAUGGCCUCCGAGUCUGUGGGAGGAAAGAUUUUAUUUUCAACAGACGACUUCUUUGCUCCUGCAGAAAACCUCAUAAAGAGCGACAACCCAAACUUUAAAGAGCACGAGUACACAGAGUUUGGGAAAUGGAUGGACGGAUGGGAGACCAGGAGGAGACGGACAGCAGGUCACGACUGGUGUGUCAUCAGCCUGGGGAUUCAGGGGAUCAUCCGCGGCUUCGACGUGGACACCUCUUACUUCUCAGGAAGUCAUGCCCCUCGCAUGUCCAUCCAGGCAGCCAACCUGGAGAAAGAUAAACUGCCAGAAAUCCCACAGAGAGGGGUCCGGACAGGAGCCGCAGCCACCCCUGAAGAGUUUGCAGCCAUUGCACAGCUAAAAUCUGACGACUGGAUUUCCCUGGUUCCUAUGACGGAGCUUAAGCCAGGAAGCACUGCUUCCAGCCACAACUACUUCCUGGUCAACUCCCAGCAGAGGUGGACUCACGUGAGACUCAACAUCUUCCCAGAUGGGGGGAUUGCGCGCCUUAGAGUAUAUGGUACUGGACAGAAGGACUGGGCUGCAACUGAUCCCAAAGAUCCGGUAGACCUGGUGGCCAUUGCCUUUGGGGGUGUCUGUGUAGGAUUCAGCAAUGCACAUUUUGGGCACCCAAACAAUAUGAUAGGAGUUGGUGGGCCCAAGUCCAUGGCAGAUGGCUGGGAGACUGCGAGACGGCUGGACAGGCCCCCAGUGUUAGAAAAUGACAAGAAUGGCCUUCUCCAGGUUCAGGGUUGUGAGUGGGCRGUUUUCCGGCUGGCACAUCCUGGAGUCAUAACUCAAAUUGAAAUCGACACCAAGUAUUUUAAAGGCAAUUCUCCCGACAGCUGCAAAGUGGACGGGUGCAUCCUGACCACCCAGGAAGAAGAAGACAUGGUCAACAAAAAGUGGAUUCUUCCAGCCCAUAAAUGGAAGCCCCUUCUCCCCAUCACCAAGUUGUCCCCCAACCAAAACCACCUGUUCGACAGCCUGACCCUGGAGCUCCAAGACGUCAUCACUCACGCUAGGUUCACCAUCUUCCCGGAUGGAGGCGUGAGCCGCCUUCGACUCAAGGGCUUCCCCAGCUCCAUCUGCCUGCUGCGGCCCCGGGGGGACCCCAGGAUGAGGUUCUCAGUUAAAACGGGUUUUAAGGCAAACCUUUAA